Messenger RNA from Penicillium oxalicum, 201 nucleotides. RefSeq lists its product as uncharacterized. The coding region runs from base 1 to 201 and encodes 66 amino acids. Lineage: Eukaryota; Fungi; Ascomycota; Eurotiomycetes; Eurotiales; Aspergillaceae. The transcript is spliced from 2 exons. The record is from RefSeq and is a predicted model, not a curated record.
AUGGAAAGCGGACCCAAGUUGGAAGAGUGGGAGAACAACCAACGACCAACGACGUUUGGUUUCCUGGGUGCGCACAUCAUUGUCCACAUGGAGCAGGAUGACCUUGGUCUGGGUCCCGAUCAGAAGCCAGAAAGGCUGGAUCGUGAUGGCGGCAACCCGGUCGUUCGGCCAGUCGUGCUGACGACCAAACCUCGAGACUGA